Erigeron canadensis is the source of this 2352-nucleotide messenger RNA. RefSeq names its product factor of DNA methylation 1-like. Lineage: Eukaryota; Viridiplantae; Streptophyta; Magnoliopsida; Asterales; Asteraceae. The record is from RefSeq and is a predicted model, not a curated record. The transcript has 8 exons. Gene Ontology annotation, biological process: gene silencing by siRNA-directed DNA methylation. The coding region runs from base 153 to 2048 and encodes 631 amino acids.
ACACACAUAUUAUUUACCUGAAUAAAAAAAAAGUACACAUACACACAUUCUUCUUUUCCGAUCAUUCUCCGGUGAUUCUUCCUGUCCACGCGCCGCCUUUUCUCCGCCGUAAUCAGCUAUUUACUCUCACAGUAAUUUUGAUUCUAGCGUGGAUGGAUAUCAGCUCUAGUUCAGAUUCUGACAUCAGUGAUUCGGACAUUCUUGAGUACAAAAAUAAGCCAUAUGAGCAGCUGAGGAGUGGGAAGCUCAAAGUUAAAUAUCCAAAUGGCAUUCUUCGGUGUCCGUUUUGCGCAGGGAAGAAGAAACAGAAUUUCAAGUACAAAGAUCUGCAUCAACACGCGACUGGAGCGAGCAAAGGUUCUUCAAACCGAAAAGCUAUACAAAAGGCGAAUCAUCUUGCUUUAAAGAUGUAUUUGGAAAAUGAACUUGCAGAUGAGGCUGAAAAGCCGUUGAUAGUGGCUGCUCCAGUACCUGCAGCUCCAGUAUCUGAAGAUAAUGAUUUAUAUUGCUGGCCUUGGACUGGACUUGUGGUCAACAUAGUCAAAGAUGCCAAUAAUGGGCAAGAUAUUGAGAAUAAAGAAUAUUGGGUGAAAUUUUUUGCGAAGUAUAAGCCCGAAACUAUUGAGAUCUUAUGGGACAACCAUAAACAGACGGCACAAGCUUUGGUGGGAUUUAAUAAUGAUUGGACUGGUUUUAGGAAUGCAAUGGAGUUUGAGAAAUCAUUUGAAGCUGCCCAUCACAGUAAGAAAGAAUGGAAGUUUUCUGAAAAUCCUAAUGAUUCUAGAAUUUAUGCAUGGAUAGCUCGUGCGAGUGACUUUGAAUCGCAAGGGCCGAUAGGAGAAUAUCUCCGUGCUAAUAAAGUUCUGAAAACGAUAGCUGAUCUUGUUCAAGAAGCUGUUGACAACAGAAACAAAGCCGUCGUGGAGUUAGCAACUGAAAUUGACAUGAGAAAUGAAAAUCUUGAUGAUUUGCAAGUCAAAUACAAUCAGAAAACCAUGUCUUUGAGUAGGAUGCUCGAGGAAAAAGACAACCUUCAUCAAGCUUUUUAUGAAGAGACAAGGAAAAUGCAGCGGCUUGCCAGGGAGCAUGUGAAAAGGGUGUUAGAUGAACAGGAAAUGCUAAAUGCAGAUUUGGAAGAGCGUAGGAAAAAGCUUGAUGACUGGAGCAGGAAACUCAAAAUGAGUGAGGCCAAAACGGAACGUGAUAAACAGAAGCUAGAAGAAGAUAAAAGAAAGAAUGAUCUGCAAAACACUUCUCUGCAAAUGGCUUCCGUGGAACAGAAAAAAGCUGACGAGAGUGUCUUGAGGCUGGUUGAAGAGCAGAAGAGAGAGAAGGAGGAGGCUUUGAAGAAAGUACUUGAGUUGGAGAGACAACUAGAUGCUAAACAGAAAUUGGAGAUGGAAAUCGAAGAACUGAAAGGGAAACUGCAGGUGAUGAAGCAUCUGGGAGAUGAUUCAGCAGUUCAGGAGCAAAUUAAAAAGAUGGACGAUGAACUGAAAUCGAAAAUGGAGGAAAUGGAUGGGGUCGAGGAACUGAAUCAAACUCUCAUGGUUAAGGAGCGUCAAAGUAAUGAUGAGCUACAAGAAGCUCGCAAAGAGUUGAUUAAGGGUCUACAGGAUAUGUUGAGUGGACGUACGAAUAUCGGGGUGAAGAGGAUGGGAGACCUUGAUGCGAAAUCCUUCGAAGAAGCCUGCAAGGAGAAGUUCGGCUACGAGGAAGCUGAGAUUAAGGCCAUGGAGUUGUGUUCCCUAUGGCAGGACAAACUCAAAAACCCUGAGUGGCAUCCAAUGAAAGUCGUACUAGUAAAUGGCGCGCACGAGGAAGUGGUUAAUGAAGAUGAUGAACUGCUGAGAGAUCUCAAGGCCGAGUGGGGACCCCGUAUCUUUGAUGCAGUGGUUACUGCUUACAAAGAGAUGAAUGAAUACAAUGCUAGUGGAAGAUAUGUGGUCUCCGAGCUGUGGAACUUCAAAGAUAAUAGAAAAGCUACACUGAAGGAAGUUAUCAGCUACAUCUUGAAAAAUUUGAAGAACCUUAAGCGAAAAAGAUAAAAAGAUCUCUGCUCUUGGAUACGCGCCACAACUAGCUCCUGGAUACACUUAACUUUCAGAUUUCUGCUCGUGUUUGGACCUGUCUUGGGAUGGCAUUUAGCAAUGCUCUAUCCCAGCUACUUAUCUAAUUUGUCUGAUGUUGUAGCUCCUUCUGGUACUAGAGCCUACUGCUUGGAUUUGCUUAAGUAAUAUUAUGAACAUAUUAAGAAUGCAUUAAAAAUUAGUCAUCGAAUACAGUAAUGUUUUAAGCAGUUCCGAAGUGAUGCUAGCAAAAAAUAAAACAAGAAACAGGCUCUUUGCUUAA